Messenger RNA from Kickxella alabastrina, 768 nucleotides. RefSeq names its product putative Shwachman-Bodian-diamond syndrome protein. Gene Ontology annotation, biological process: cytosolic ribosome assembly; ribosome biogenesis. Lineage: Eukaryota; Fungi; Kickxellomycota; Kickxellomycetes; Kickxellales; Kickxellaceae. The record is from RefSeq and is a predicted model, not a curated record. Bases 1 to 768 code for a protein of 255 amino acids. The transcript has a single exon.
AUGGCUGGUGGCAAAAUUUUCCAACCCUCUGCGAAAAUUCGCCUGACCAAUGUGUCCGUGGUACGGCUGCGCAGGGACGGCAAGCGGUUCGAGGUCGCGUGCUACAAGAACAAGGUUUCCGAAUGGCGCACAAAUGUCGAGACAGACCUUGACGAGGUGCUGCAAAUCGACCAAGUGUUCACAAACGUGUCCAAGGGCUCGUUGGCCAGCAAAGAGGAUCUGAAACUAUGCUUCAACACAGAAAACCUCCACGAUAUAAUCAAAGAGAUCCUGAUGAAGGGCGAGCAGCAGAUUUCGGAAAAGGAGAGACAGCUCAGCCUGGACAACAUGCUGCGAGACAUUGCUACAGUGGUUGCCGAAAAGUGCGUGAACCCGAGCACGCAGCAGCCCUACACGGUGACGAUGAUUGAGAAGGUCAUGGUGGACAUUCAUUACUCGAUUAACCCGAACCGCAGUGCGAAGCAGCAGGCGCUUGAUGUUAUCAGGCAGAUCCAGGAGCAGAAUGUGGUGCCGAUUGCGAGGGCGCAGAUGCGCGUUCGCAUUGUCAUGCCCGCCAAGGACGCCAAGAGACUGAAGGACCAGAUCUUGGAGCUGAUUGCUAAGCUCGAGGACGAAGAGAAGGGUGAGGUGUACGAGCUCAUUUGCCUUAUUGAUCCGGGACAGUACCGCGCCAUCACCGAGCUGAUUGGCAGCGAGGUGAAGGGUGCCGGCGAGGUUGUCAUUCUGAACCUGAGCGACGUCAACGAAGAGGACAACACAUUUAUGUAG